AUGGAGUUAUAUGAAUUGCAAUUUAAUAGUAUUGCUGCUCAUGUGCUGCACUGCACAGACAGUGGAUUUGGGGCCAGGUUGCUGGAGUUGUGUAACCAGGGCCUGUUCGAAUGCCUGGCCCUCAACUUGCACUGCCUAGGGGGACAGCAGAUGGAGCUUGCUGCUGUCAUCAACGGCCGAAUUCGUCGUAUGUCUCGUGGAGUGAACCCAUCUCUGGUGAGCUGGCUGACCACCAUGAUGGGACUGAGACUUCAGGUGGUCCUGGAGCACAUGCCUGUCGGCCCUGACGCCAUCCUCAGAUACGUUCGCAGGGUUGGUGACCCCCCUCAGCCACUCCCUGAGGAGCCAAUGGAAGUUCAGGGAGCAGAAAGGACCUUUCCUGAGCCUCAGCGUGAGAAUGCCUCCCCAGCUCCUGGGACAACAGCAGAAGAGGCCAUGUCUCGAGGGCCACCCCCUGCCCCUGAUGGGGGCUCCCAGGAGGAACAGGACGGAACCUCAGCGGAAACAGAACCUUGGGCAGCUGCGGUACCCCCCGAAUGGGUUCCUAUUAUCCAGCAGGACAUACAGAGCCAGCGGAAGGUGAAACCGCAGCCCCCUCUGAGUGACGCCUACCUCAGUGGUAUGCCUGCUAAGAGACGCAAGCUCCGGUCCGAUAUACAAAAACGGCUUCAGGAAGAUCCAAACUACAGUCCCCAGCGCUUCCCUAAUGCCCAACGGGCCUUUGCUGAUGAUCCCUAGUUCUUUGCUCUGUGGCCCUUCUUUACCAGGGGACCAUCUUCCCCCUCUUCCUUCACAGUAUUUAAGAAAUAAAAGUCGGAUUUUCCUGGAAAAAAAAAAAAGAA
This is a messenger RNA of Ochotona princeps (American pika), 842 nucleotides long. Its product is annotated as large proline-rich protein BAG6-like. Gene Ontology annotation, molecular function: polyubiquitin modification-dependent protein binding; misfolded protein binding. Lineage: Eukaryota; Metazoa; Chordata; Mammalia; Lagomorpha; Ochotonidae. Gene Ontology annotation, cellular component: BAT3 complex. The record is from RefSeq and is a predicted model, not a curated record. The transcript has a single exon. Bases 1 to 738 code for a protein of 245 amino acids.